This is a messenger RNA of Microcebus murinus (gray mouse lemur), 6889 nucleotides long. The record is from RefSeq and is a predicted model, not a curated record. Lineage: Eukaryota; Metazoa; Chordata; Mammalia; Primates; Cheirogaleidae.
AAUAUGGGCUUAUUCUGUUUUACUCAUCUGAAACCUUUUACUUACUAUAUUGUAACCAGUUCACCAGUCAUUAAGUGUUCUUCUGUAACAUGUCAUGGUAUCCCAUUAUAUGAAUAACCCAUGAUUUAUUAUGCAAGUCUCCUACUGCUGGACAUUUAGGUCUUUCUAAUUUUUUGCUAUUAAAGUCGGGCAUUGUAGGAAAACUUUGCAAGUUAGCCUUCAGAAACCCAACAAAUCCAGUUAACCAGAACACCUGUCCUCUGAGCCUUCUGGUUAAUGUGGUUUAGCUGAUGGUGGGCAGAGUCCACCCCAGCCUAGGAUUUGGCAGGCACUUGGCCUUAGCAACCUGGCGGUGGUAACUCCAGUCACUUGUUCUAUUACCUGAGCUGCAGUGAGCAGACACUAGAGAGCAACGUCCUGGGACUGGGCGAGCAGGACCUGGCCCGGGACCCCCGCCUCUCCAGCCUGCCCGCUCGCAUCAGGGAGAUUGUCACCCGUAACCUCUCCGAGCCCGAGAGCCCAGCCUCACUGUCAGCCACGGAGAUGGCAUCGCUGCUGUCGGUGCAGGAGGAGAACCAGCUGCUGCAGCAGGAGCUGUCCCGCGUGGAGGACCUGCUGGCCCAGAGCCGUGCCGAGCGCGAUGAGCUCGCCAUUAAGUACAACGCCGUCAGCGAGAGGCUGGAGCAGGCUGUGCGGCUGGAGUCUGGGGAGCUGGAGACGCAGGAGCCCAGGGGGCUGGUGCGGCAGAGCGUGGAGCUGCGGAGGCAGCUGCAGGAGGAGCAGGCCUCCUACCGGCGCAAGCUGCAGGCCUACCAGGAGGGCCAGCAGCGGCAGGCCCAGCUAGUGCAGCGGCUGCAGGCCAAGAUUCUCCAGUACAAGAAGAGGUGUACAGAGCUGGAGCAACAGGUGCUGGAGAGAUCCUCGGAGCUGGAGCAGCAACGGCUGAGGGACACAGAGCACAGCCAAGACCUGGAGAGCGCCCUCAUCCGCCUGGAGGAGGAGCAGCAGAGGAGCGCCAGCCUGGCCCAGGUGAACGCUAUGCUCCGAGAGCAGCUGGACGAGGCAGGCUCGGCCAACCAGGCUCUGAGCGAGGACAUACGAAAGGUCACCAGCGACUGGACACGCAGCCGCAAGGAGCUGGAGCAGCGGGAGGCAGCAUGGAGGCGCGAGGAGGAGUCCUUCAAUGCCUACUACAGCAACGAGCACGGGCGCCUGCUCCUCCUCUGGAGGCAGGUGGUGGGAGUCCGCCGGCUGGUCAGCGAGGUGAAGGUGUCCACCGAGAGGGACCUGCUGCAACUGGGAGGGGAGCUGGCGCGGACGUCACGGGCUGUCCAGGAGGCAGGCUUGGGGCUGAGUGCGGGCCUGCAGCUGGCGGAGAGCCGGGCCGCAGCGGCCCUGGAGAAGCAAGCGCUGCUGCAGGCCCAGCUGGAGGAGCAGCUGCGGGACAAGGUGCUCCGUGAGAAGGACCUGGCCCAGCAGCAGGUGCAAAGUGACUUGGACAAGGCCGACCUCAGUGCCAGGGUGACAGAGCUGGCCCUGGCUGUGGAGCGUCUUCAGAACCAGAAUCUGGAGAAGGAUCGUGUCAACAAGGCCCUCACUGAGAAGCUUGAGGCCCUGGAGUCCCUGCGGCUGCAGGAGCAGGCGGCCCUGGAGGCAGAUGACGGGGAGGGGCUGCAGCAGACCCUGAGGGACCUGGCACAGGCCGUCCUGUCGGACACUGAGAGCGGCGUCCAGCUAAGCGGCUCAGAGCGCACAGGGGACACGUUGGACGGCAGCCUGCGGGGGCUCUCUGGCCAGCGGACCCCCUCGCCACCACGGCGCUCCUCGCCUGGCCGUGGACGUUCCCCUCGCCGAGGCCCGUCCCCGGCCUGCUCGGACUCCUCCACGCUCGCCCUGAUCCACUCGGCCCUGCACAAGCGCCAGCUGCAGGUCCAGGACAUGCGUGGGCGCUAUGAGGCGAGCCAGGACCUGCUGGUCACCCUGAGGAAGCAGCUUAGCGACAGUGAGGGUGAGCGCCGUGCCCUAGAGGAACAGCUGCAGCGCCUGCGAGACAAGACCGAUGGGGCCACCCAGGCCCACGAGGACACCCAGCGCGAGGCCCAGCGCCUGCGCAGUGCCAACGAGCUCCUGAGCAGGGAGAAGGGCAGCCUGGCCCACAGCCUGCAGGUGGCCCAGCAGCAGGCGGAGGAGCUGCAGCAGGAGCGGGAGAAACUGCAGGCCGCCCAGGAUGAGCUGCGGCGCCAGCGGGACCGGCUGGAAGAAGAGCAGGAGGACGUGGUGCAGGACGGCGCACGGGCACGCAGGGAGCUCGAGCGCAGCCACAGACAGCUAGAGCAGCUGGAAGUGAAGCGCUCGGGGCUGGCCAGGGAGCUGGUGGAGGUGAGGGAGGCGCUGAGCCGCGCCACACUGCAGCGGGACGUGCUGCAGGCCGAGAAGGCGGAGGUGGCCGAGGCGCUGACCAAGGCUGAGGCUGGCCGCGCGGAGCUCGAGCUCUCCAUGACCAAGCUGCGGGCAGAGGAGGCCUCUCUGCGGGACUCCUUGUCCAAGCUGAGCGCCCUCAACGAGAGCCUCGCUCAGGACAAGCUGGGCCUGAACCACCUCGUCGCCCAGCUGGAGGAGGAAAAGGCAGCCCUGCUGGGCCGGCAGCGGCAGGCGGAGCAGGAGGCCACCUUGGCGCGGGAGGAGCAGGAGCGGCUGGAGCAGUUGCAGCUGGAGCAGGAGGUGGCUCGGCAGGGCCUGGAGGGCUCCCUGCACGUGGCGGAGCAGGCCCGGGAGGUGCUGGAGCAGCAGCUCCCCACGCUGCGCCACGAGUGCAGCCGGCUGCAGGAGCAGCUGGCCCAGCUCUCCCGGCAGCUGAGCGGGCGGGAGCAGGAGCUGGAGCAGGCCCGGCGGGAGUCACACCGGCAGGUGGAGGCGCUGGAGCGAGUGGCCCGGGAGAAGGAGGCGCUGGCCAAGGAGCGGGCGGGCCUGGCCGUGCAGCUGGCGGCAGCGGAGCGUGAAGGCCGGACUCUGUCAGAGGAGGCCACACGCCUGCGUUUGGAGAAGGAAGCCCUGGAGAGCAGCCUGUUUGAGGUGCAGCGGCAGCUGGCCCAGCUCGAGGCCCGCCGGGAGCAGCUGGAAGCUGAUGGGCAGGCCCUGCUGCUGGCCAAGGAGACCCUGACUGGGGAGCUGGCGGGCCUGCGGCAGCAGAUAGUAACAACAGAGGAGAAAGCGGCUCUCGACAAGGAGCUGAUGGCGCAGAAGCUGGUGCAGGCGGAGCGGGAGGCCCAGGCCUCUCUGCGGGAGCAGCGGGCAGCCCACGAGGAGGACUUGCAGAGACUCCAGCGAGAGAAGGAGGCAGCGUGGCGGGAGCUGGAGGCAGAGCGGGCCCAGCUGCAGGGGCAGCUGCAGCGGGAGCGGGAGGAGCUGCUGGCCCGGCUGGAGGCCGAGAAGGAGGAGCUGAGCGAGGAGAUCGCAGCCCUGCAGCAGGAGCGAGACGAGGGCCUGCUCCUGGCCGAGAGCGAGAAGCAGCAGGCCUUGUCUCUGAAGGAGUCCGAGAAGGCGGCGCUGUCAGAGAAGCUGAUGGGCACGCAGCACAGCCUGGCCGCCGUCUCCCUGGAGCUGGAGCGGCAGAAACGCGACGCUCAGAGCCGGCAGGAGCAGGACCGGAGCACGGUGAACACCCUGACGUCUGAGCUCCGGGACUUGCGGGCCCAGCUGGAGGACGCCGCUGCGGCCCACGCCCACGAGGCGAAGAGGCUGCAAGAGCAGGCCCGCGACCUGGGCAAGCAGCGGGAGUCCUGCCUGCGCGAGGCAGAAGAGCUUCGGACCCAGCUGCGCCUGUCGGAGGACGCCCGGGACGCGCUGCGGCGGGAGCUGCUGGAGGCCCAGCGCAAGGUGCGGGAGGCCCAGGAGGGCUGCGAGGCCCAGCGCCAGGAGGCCGGCGAGCUGCGGCGCAGCCUGGGCGAGGGCGCCAAGGAGCGCGAGGCCCUGCGGCGCUCCAACGAGGAGCUGCGGGCCGCCGUGAAGAAGGCGGAGAGCGAGCGCAUCAGCCUGAAGCUUGCCAACGAGGACAAGGAGCAGAAGCUGGCACUCCUAGAGGAGGCCCGGGCCGCCGUGGGCAAGGAGGCCGGGGAGCUGCGGGCCGGCCUGCAGGAGGUGGAGCGCUCACGGCUGGAGGCUCGGCGGGAGCUGCAGGAGCUGCGGCGGCAGAUGAAGAUGCUGGACAGUGAGAACGCCAGGCUGGGCCGGGAGCUGGCAGAGCUGCAGGGCCGCCUGGCGCUGGGUGAGCGGGCAGAGAAGGAGAGCAGGCGGGAGACCCUGGGCCUCCGGCAGAGGCUGCUGAAGGGCGAGGCCAGCAUGGAGGCGGUGCGACAGGAGCUCCAGGGAACCCAGCGGAAGCUACAGGAGCAAGAAGGCGAGUUCCGGGCCCGCGAGCGAGGCCUGCUGGGCUCCCUGGAGGAGGCGCGCUGCGCUGAGAAGCAGCAGCUGGCCCAUGUCCGCAGCCUGGAGCUGAAGCUGGAGGCGGCGCGGGCCGAGGCCACGGAGCUGGGGCUGCAGCUGAGUGCGGCCCAGGGCCGGGCGCAAGGCCUGGAGGCCGAGCUGGCCCGCGUGGAGGCGCAGCGGCGCGCAGCGGAGGCGCAGCUGGGCGGCCUGCGAUCCGCCCUGCGCAGGGGCCUGGGCCUGGGCCGUGCGCCCAGCCCCGCCCCGCGGCCCCCGCCCGGCUCUCCCGCCCUUGACGCGCCUACCGGAGGAAGCGAGGAAGGGCUCAGCAGCCCCGGCCCCUUGGAGUGCAGUCCUGGGGCCCAGCCUCUAUCGCCAGGCCCUGCCAUGUCCCCAGCACCUCCAGACCUGGACCCGGAGGCGGUGCGGGGGGCCCUCCGGGAAUUCCUGCAGGAGCUGCGGGGAGCCCAGAGAGAACGGGACAAGCUUCGGGCACAGACGAGUGCUCUGACUCGCCAGCUGGCUGAGAUGGAGGCCGAGCGGGACAGCGUGACCUCGCGGGCCAGGCAGCUGCAGAAGGCCGUGGCCGAGAGUGAGGAAGCCCGGCGCAGUGUCAACGGGAGGCUGAGCGAGGCCCAGGCGGAGCUGGCACUGCAGGAGGAGAGUGUGCGGCGCAGCGAGCGGGAGCGCCGGGCCACGCUGGACCAGGUGGCCACACUGGAGAGGACCCUGCAGGCCACCGAGAGCGAGCUCCGGGCCAGCCAGGAGAAGAUCAGCAAGAUGAAGGCCAACGAGGUGAAGCUGGAGAGUGACAAGCGGCGCCUGAAGGAGGUGCUGGACGCCUCCGAGAGCCGCACCAUCAAGCUCGAGCUGCAGCGGCGCUCACUCGAGGGGGAACUGCAGCGCAGCCGCCUGGGCCUGAGCGACCGCGAGGCCCAGGCCCAGGCCCUCCAGGAUCGGGUGGACUCCCUGCAGAGACAGGUGGCAGACAGUGAGGUGAAGGCAGGGACUCUGCAGCUGACAGUGGAGCGGCUGAGUGGGGCCCUGGCCAAGGUGGAAGAGAGUGAGGGGACCCUGCGGGACAAGGUGCAGGGCCUGACACAGGCCCUGGCUCAGAGCAACACCAGCCUCACCAGCACCCAGGACAAGAAUCUGCAUUUACAGAAGGCUCUGACGGCCUGUGAACAUGACCGUCAAGUGCUCCAGGAACGGCUGGACGCUGCCCAGCAGGCGUUAUCUGAGGCCCGGAAGCAGAGCAGCUCCCUGGGCGAGCAGGUGCAGACAGUGCGGGGCGAGCUGGCAGACCUGGAGCUGCAGCGGGCGGACGCGGAGGGCCAGCUGCAGCAGCUGAGGGAGGUGCUGCGGCAGCGGCAGGAGGGUGAGGCCGCGGCUCUGCACACCGUCCAGAAGCUGCAGGACGAGCGGCGGCUGCUGCAGGAGCGCCUGGGCAGCCUGCAGCGCGCCCUGACUCAGCUGGAAGCCGAGAAGCGGGAGGUGGAGCGCUCGGCCCUGCGGCUGGAGAAGGACCGCGUGGCCCUCAGGAGGACGCUGGACAAGGUGGAGCGGGAGAAGCUUCGCAGCCACGAGGACACGGUGCGGCUGAGCGCGGAGAAGGGCCGCCUGGACCGCACACUCUCAGGCGCUGAGCUGGAGCUGGCCGAGGCCCAGAGGCAGAUCCAGCAGCUGGAGGCCCAGGUGGUGGCGCUGGAGCAGAACCCGAGCCCGGCCCAGCUGGAGGAGGACGAGCAGCAGCGGCUGGAGCUGCAGCAGGAGGUGGAGCGCUUGCGCAGCGCCCAGGCGCAGACCGAGCGCACCCUGGAGGCGCGGGAGCGCGCCCACCGCCAGAGGGUGCGCGGGCUGGAGGAGCAGGUGUCCACACUGAAGGGACAGUUGCAGCAGGAGCUUCGAAGGAGCUCAGCACCCUUCUCCCCACUUUCUGGUCCCCCCGAGAAAUGAGCCCCUUCCCGGCUGGCAUCCAGAAAGCAGCCCUGUGCCCUCCUCAGCACAGUCCACCCGGGGCCUGGUCCUUUGGGGCCCCCGCGCUGGGGGUGAGGAGGAGCGGGUGGCAGGGCCGAGGAGGGCAGCUCCCGCUCCAGGCCAGACCCGGCAGUGGGUUCCUGGCAUCCCCAGGCCCCAUGGUCUGUGGGCCGAACCUCAGUCCAGCCCCACUCUGUACUCUAGAUUGUACAGGGUUCCCCCGAGGGCAAGCGGCUGAGCCAAGCCGGGGCUGGGGAGCCCUUGUCUCUGGCCGGCCCUGGAGCAUGGGCUCGUGGCAGGGGCCCGGGCAGGGGCCGGGGGCAGAGACCCAGGCCCGGAGACCUCUCCGCCUUAGUUCAGAGUGUUUGUCAGGAAGUUCUUCAGCGAGCUCAGAGUCCCUGUAUUUUUAUACCUUUUUACAAUGUUAACUGUUCAGAACUAUUUGUUUUUUGUAACAAGAAGACCCUGUUUUCUAAAACCGGUUUGUACA